Molecule: messenger RNA, 727 nt
Organism: Erinaceus europaeus (western European hedgehog)
Lineage: Eukaryota; Metazoa; Chordata; Mammalia; Eulipotyphla; Erinaceidae
Product: interferon-induced transmembrane protein 1-like
Exons: 2
Coding region: 169-600 (143 amino acids)
Biological process (GO): defense response to virus; response to interferon-alpha; response to interferon-beta
Cellular component (GO): plasma membrane
Source: RefSeq, a predicted model, not a curated record
CAACAGGCAGCGCCUCUGCCCUGGCUGCCCUGCCAGCCUCCAGUGUAACUUGACACUGCCGGCCCCUCCCCAGGCCCUGGUCACAGCCCCAAAUUCCAGGAACAGGAAACUUGCUGAUAAUCCGACGCCCCUGCACACUGUCCACUGCACAGCACCGCUCACACAGCCAUGAGCUGCACUGGAGCCCCCUUCCCCCCAGGUCCCCAUGCCCGCAGCCCCCCAGACUAUGCGAUGAUCAAGGAGGAGCACGAGGUGUCCAUCCUGGGGGCGCCCCCCACAGCCCCCGCGGCGUCCACCGUGGUCCACAUCCAGGCGGAGACUGUGGUGCCCGACCACGUCGUCUGGUCCCUGUUCAACACCCUCUUCCUGAAUGUCUGCUGCCUGGGCUUCAUAGCCUUCGCCUACUCCGUGAAGUCUAGGGACAGGAAGAUGGUGGGCGACCUGGCGGGGGCCCGGAGCUACGCGUCCACCGCCAAGUGCCUCAACAUCUGGGCCCUGGUGCUGGGCGUCCUCAUCAGCAUCGGCUACCUGGCCCUGCUGAUAUACGUCGGCAUGAUGGCCUACGAGAAGAUGCAGCAGAGUAUGGGAGGGGGCUACUGAGGCCGGCACCCGGCUCCCCACUGCUGGGUGGGGGCUGCACAGAGCUGUCUGCCUGCCCCAGGCCCCCGCCCCAGACACCCCCACACCCGGCUUCUCUGCUUGCUGACAAUAAAGAGCACGUGUGCGA